This is a messenger RNA of Manduca sexta (tobacco hornworm), 630 nucleotides long. Its product is annotated as UPF0691 protein C9orf116. Gene Ontology annotation, cellular component: axonemal microtubule. The coding region runs from base 127 to 510 and encodes 127 amino acids. The transcript is spliced from 3 exons. Gene Ontology annotation, biological process: axoneme assembly. Lineage: Eukaryota; Metazoa; Arthropoda; Insecta; Lepidoptera; Sphingidae. The record is from RefSeq and is a predicted model, not a curated record.
GUUAUUUCCGUUUCUAGGCGAUCGCUCUUUGUUAUUAUUUCUAGAUCAACAAUCAGUAUUUUCGAGAACGCAUCUUUAGCUUUUUGUGUAUUUGCAAGUAUUAUUCCUAUUUAAUUUAUUUUAAAAAUGAACGAUACCAAAGAGGCGCCUGGCCAAGGUUUAGGACACCAACAACCAGGGUUUUGUUCGGCAACUUGCGUUGAUCGUGCUAGUUUACAAGCUGAGAUAAAACAACCAGAACUCAAGACUUCCGACUUAUUUGUAACUUGUAAUCUGCCAAAGAGAUUUGAACAUCCACAUUGGUUUAACGGGUACGGAUGCCAGGUGAGCAAGCAGCAUCCGUUCUACAGGACAUCUUCCAGCGACUAUGGAUGGUAUGCGCCAGGUAUACACUCUGUACCAUCUGUGUUCUUCCCAGCUGGUCAGACGUUCACGAAUCGGCUGUCAGCGGCGGGCAUGUAUAGAAACUACAGUCUCAACACAGGCAUGGAUCCUGCGUCAUACCCAUGAAUAUUCCACUGGUGUCGCCUGAUCCAUCAUUAUUUAAAUUUUCGAUUCGUAAUUAGUGUUGUAAUUUGAUAUUGAAAUGUAUUCCCGGCAUAAAGUAAAUACAUUAUUUUAAUUCCAAUA